Molecule: messenger RNA, 2935 nt
Organism: Daldinia caldariorum
Lineage: Eukaryota; Fungi; Ascomycota; Sordariomycetes; Xylariales; Hypoxylaceae
Product: fungal-specific transcription factor domain-containing protein
Exons: 8
Coding region: 640-2757 (705 amino acids)
Biological process (GO): DNA-templated transcription; regulation of DNA-templated transcription
Molecular function (GO): DNA-binding transcription factor activity, RNA polymerase II-specific; DNA binding; zinc ion binding
Source: RefSeq, a predicted model, not a curated record
CUAUAGCUACCUGGUACCAGGUAGCCUAUCAGAUUUCAGGAUAACUCCAUACUUCCCAUGCACUUCGUAACUAAAGACAACACGAAGACAGCAAUUAAUGGUAACUACUAUAAAAAUCAACAAUAUUUCUAAUCGUUUUGGAAAAGGUACCUAAUUAAAUGCCUAAUGCUCUAGAGUAAUACCCCCUUACGUGGCUUGUGCAUUUUACGUUUCUUUUCUUUCCAUCACUACCGUACUUGGACUAUAUUCUAUGAUAACUAUGAGCUACAUACAUGUAUUGCUGGUCAAUAAGAAACUAAUUAUCAACAAUUUCCACAGGAACCCAUGUUGAAAUGUAGUGUCUGAUCCGGUUGGUAUCCCUGUACAAGGCAUAGGUAACCCUCCUUAGAAAUUCGAGCUGAUACCUCUGUUUAGGCUGCCAGCCCAAGUCUUUUACACCAACUUUCCGAGAUCCGCGGAUCCCGAUGUUUAAGCAGACCGCCUUGGGCAAGAGGAAAAUGCCAACUUAAAUCCGGGACCAAGACGUAUCUUUAAUAGCUACCUACCUGUUAUCCAGCCUAUCGUUCUACGGUCCCCGCAUGUGACUGUAUCAACCUGCGACUAACCAAAGAAAUCAAUUUAUUAUAAUUUAUAAACGCCAUGGAUCCCGAGGUGUCCGAAGCCGGUGGUCCAGGAUCUCCAGGGCCCCGGCGAGCAUGUGACCAAUGCAGACUUAGGAAGAUACGCUGCGACAAGGAGUCUCCGUGUUCCAACUGUCGGAGUGCCAAGCGAUCAUGUAGUUCUACUGGUGCUGGCCAAAAGCCCAAGGAACCACGACAACGAGUGUUAAUUUCUAGCCAAUAUGAACGGAAGAUCGAUUUGAUCGAGGAACGGCUGAGUGGUAUUGAGACGCUUCUGCGGAAUUUAAGCCCUAUCUCAGCAUCCACAUCCUCUGCUACGGAGAAUUACACACGACGGCCGUUCGAGAAACUAACUACUCCGUCGUCUCUUAAUAGCCGAGAUGACAUAUCCAGCACGGUGUUCGACCCCGAGGACGCGGGGGACUUUGAGGGUAACUCGUCGCUAGCCGCACAUACGGCUUUCGCGAGCGAGUUUCUUGAGCAUGCCGUACAGGGAACUCCGCUGGAACAGAAAGGCAGCAACUCCAAGAUUGAUGCAGCCUUGUCCUCCCUAAAGCAGAUUGUCCAGAUGCAGGAAAACCGGCGAACAGUCUCGUCCUUCCACGAGUUUCGCUUGCCCGGCCAAAAACAGCAUUCCAAGGCCCCUUUACGGGAUUUACCUUUGCCCCCAAUGGAGGUCGUGGCACAAACCCUUCGGGACAUGAAACAUGGUCCAUUGCCAAUGAUGCUUGCUGUCCUCUACUGCUUUAUAGAUGUGGAGCAUUUCACUGACCAAUGUCGGCGUGUCUAUUUCAACACAGAAGACAUCACGGACGCUACGUUUAUCCUUGUAAACUGCGGUCUUGCGUAUGUGUUCUUUGAGGUAAAGCUGAGUGCAAAGACAGAUGAAGAAAAGGAAGAAGCCGACCGGUAUUUCAAUAUGUGUCAGAAGAACAUAGACACUGUAUUAUCUCACCUAAAUCUCCUUAUGCCGGCAACGCUAGAAAACAUCGAGGCAUUACUGAUGGCGUCGAGUUUCUCGAUAGAUAUUUCGCGUCCAUCUUUAGCAUGGCUUCUAGCCGAGCGGGCUGCGCAUAUGUGCCGGACACUGGGCCUUCACCAAGUCCAUAGCAUGAAAGAUGAUAGCCCGCAGAAGAAGGCAGACAAGUCGCUCCUAUUUUGGUGCACCUACAUGCUGGAUAAAGGACUGUCGCUACGACUAGGUCGAGCGUCCAUUUUACAGGAUUACGAUAUCUCGCUGCCGCAUAUUGUUCCCGAGAGCAAAACAGCAACAUAUCCGGGAAACGAGGUCAUGACGCUGUGGAUCAAACAUGCGCAGAUACAAGGUCGCAUAUAUGAGCGUUUAUAUAGUCCCGGUGCCUUGCGACAAUCCGAGACGUACCGUGUCGAGCAAGUCAACAUUCUAGCUUCGGAGCAAAAGCACCUGAUGGCAGAGAGUUUGGGGCUCUACUCUGUAUUUAGCGCAUCUGAUGACGCAGAGGGCCGUAUGUUCUCUAUAAUGUUGAAAUCAGACGAAGUGUCGUAUCUUUCGUCAUUAGCCCUUACGUACCGUGCCCUGCCACCAACGGGGACCCGAUCGCGCACUUUUUCGGACGAGUGUAUCGACUCGGCUCGAGCAGCCAUGGCAUGUCAUCAAGAGGCCAUGGAGAUGAUGGAUGACCAGUCCUUAAAGAUAGUAUACAUUCACUGGACAAUUCUUUAUGCGCCGUUCAUCCCGUUCAUCGUAAUAUUCUGUUUGGUGAUUGAAACAUCCAGCGCGGAAGAUUUACAGCGCUUAGCAGACUUUGUGCAAUCAUUAGAAGCAGCAUACGACUUAUCACAGUCAAUCAGCAAGCUGCAUCAGUUGUGCCAGGUAUUAUAUAAUAUCGCUCAGUUAUACAUCGAGGCGAAGGCGCAACAACCCGUCGACCAGGAUAUGGUUCCUCUAGGCAACGAGUUCAACAUGUACUUGAGCCAGUUGGGGUUCAUGCCGAUGGAUGGCGGUGCGGCCAAUUUCGAUUUGGCUGAUACCAACGAUCAGGCCAGAUCGAUGGCACAAACGGCGCAGUUAGGUGAUUGGUUCUCUGGGGGCAAUCAUAUGUUGGGGUUACUAGAGGAGGACCUUUCUGGGAUAAAUUCUUCAAGUUGGCCGUCGUGACGUACAAUAUGCGUAAGAAGAUUAAGGCUUAGAUGGAUAAGAUGGAUGGAUGUAAUGGUUAGAUACUUGCACAAAUAUGAAGGAGCGUACCUAGAUGCCCUAUAUAAUACUACAGGACCACGUCUGAUUAUAUAUUCCGCUCCUCUUUAUAACCGGCGAAGGUUAUAUACACAACUAU